Molecule: messenger RNA, 3335 nt
Organism: Plectropomus leopardus (leopard coralgrouper)
Lineage: Eukaryota; Metazoa; Chordata; Actinopteri; Perciformes; Serranidae
Product: autotaxin-like
Biological process (GO): immune response; phosphatidylcholine catabolic process
Molecular function (GO): phosphodiesterase I activity; calcium ion binding; phosphatidylcholine lysophospholipase A1 activity
Source: RefSeq, a predicted model, not a curated record
GUCACCCCGACCUGACGCACUCUUGUACCAGAGCGCAGCUGUCACCAUUACUUCAUGCUUAUUGGCUCAGGACCGAGAGAGGCAGAGGCAAAGGCAAACACAGAGAAAGAGAGAGAGAUAGAUAGAUAGAGAAAGAGAGGGAGGGAGAGAAAGAGAGAGAGUUGGACCCCUGCGCUGCAUCGAUCCGCAGAGGCGCACAGAGGAGCUUCCACCGGACUGUUGGACACUUUCUGAGUUUCACUUUUUCCCAGUUGGAAUGCUAAAAGUGGAUUCACUCUUUGGAACAUGCUAUUGGGAAAUUUGGUAGUGGUUGUGUUCUGUCUGUGGGGAACUGACGUCAGCAGAGCUUAUGUUUUUCAAGCCAGCAGACCUUCAGAGGGAGGAGACAGCCCACCGACUCACACCAAAGUCGUCUCAGAGUGGGUCAGCUCAGCGGGCUCCUGCAAGGGGAGAUGCUUUGAGCUGGAGGAGGCCAAACCUCCAGGAUGCAGAUGUGACAAUCUGUGUAAAACCUACUACAGCUGCUGCUCCGACUUCGACCAGCACUGCCUGAAAACAGCGGGCGGUUUUGAGUGCACGCAGGAUCGCUGCGGGGAGGAGAGGAAUGGCGACCACGCCUGUCACUGCUCGGACGACUGUCUGGAGAAAGGAGACUGCUGCUCCAACUACAAGUCGCUCUGCAGAGGUGAGGCUACAUGGGUGCACGGAGGAUGUGAGGAGAUCAAGACGGCUGAAUGUCCUGCAGGCUUCAUCCGUCCUCCCCUCAUCAUGCUGUCCGUCGACGGGUUCAGAGCCUCCUACCUGAAGAAGGGCGACUCCGUCACUCCAAACAUACAUAAACUCAGAGAGUGUGGCACGUCAGCACCCUACAUGCGACCGGUCUACCCAUCAAAGACCUUCCCAAAUUUAUACACCCUCGCCACAGGUCUGUACCCAGAGUCUCACGGGAUUGUGGGAAACACCAUGCACGACCCCGUGUUUAACGCCACCUUCAGCCUGCGCACCAGAGAGAAGCUGAACCACCGCUGGUGGGGCGGACAGCCGAUCUGGAUCACAGCGAAGGAACAAGGAGUGAAAGCAGCCACUUUCUUCUGGCCUUGGGUGAUUCCUCUGGAGAGGAGGAUUUUGACCAUCCUGGGCUGGCUGCAUCUGCCCGAUGAUCAGAGACCGUACGUUUACGCCGUCCACUCAGAGCAGCCCGAUACUUUCGGACAUCGCCUGGGACCGCUCAGCAGUGAGCUGGAUAACCCUCUGAGGGAGAUCGAUAACAUCAUCGGUCAGCUGAUGAACGGUCUGAAGCAGAUGAACCUGCAUCGCUGCGUCAACGUCAUCAUCGUAGGAGACCACGGUAUGGAGGAGGCUCACUGUGACCGGACCGAGUUUCUCAGCAGCUACCCGCUCAACAUCGACGAGAUCUCGCUGAUCCCCGGCUCGCUGGGCAGAAUACGACCCCGAGACCCCAAAUCCACCACAUAUGACCCAAAAGUUGUGGUUGCAAACCUGACUUGCAAAAUGCCGACUCAGCACUUCAAGCCGUACCUGAAGCAGCAUUUACCCAAGAGGCUUCACUACGCCAACAACCGCAGGAUCGAAGACGUCCACCUGCUGAUGGAGAGGAAGUGGCACAUCGCCAGGAAAAUGCCAGAAAAAUUGAGGACUCGCUGUGGCUUCUUUGGUGACCACGGCUUUGACAACAAGAUAACCAGCAUGAGGACAAUAUUCAUGGGUCACGGACCGAGCUUCAAGUUCCAGAAAAGAGUGCCAGAGUUCGAAAAUAUAGAAUUAUACAACGUCAUGUGUGACCUGUUAGGGUUAACGCCGGCUCCAAACAACGGGACGUACGGCAGCUUGAACGACAUGCUCAAAGAUCCUCCGUUCACGCCCAGCAUGCCGGAGGAAGUGUCGCUGCCAGAGUCUGACGCUGAGGACUCUGGGAGCAGCGACCUGGGCUGCAGCUGUGACGAUGAGAACAAAGUGGAGGAGAUCAUUGAACCCUUCAGUCCUGCAACAGAUGGAAGCUACAGUUACAACACUACCCACCUCCCGUUUGGUCGUCCGGCCGUGAUGUUUGACACUCAGUACAGUUUGCUUCAUCAUGUGGAGUUCAUCAGCGGGUACAGCAAAGAGCUGGCCAUGCCUCUGUGGACAGCGUACACUCUGCCACGACAGGAGGACAUGACUCCUGUCCCGGAGGUCCCCCCCAGCGUUCAGUGUGUCCGGGUCGACUCCAGAGUGUCAGCUGAUCACAGUCAGAGCUGCACCGCCUACAGCCAGAACAACCAGAUCACCUACGGCUUCCUCUUCCCUCCAGAGCUGGCUUCAUCUCCGGAGUCCAAAUAUGAUGCCUCGCUCAUCACCAACGUCGUCCCCAUGUACCCGGCCUUCAAGAGGAUGUGGAGUUACCUGCAGGGGACGCUGCUGAGGCGUUUUGCAGAGGAAAACAACGGCAUCAAUGUUCUCACUGGUCCCAUCUUUGAUUUCAACUACGACGGCCUCCGAGACACCACAGAGAAGAUUAAAGAGUUUUCGGAGGACGCCCCGCCUGUCCCUACACAUUACUACACGGUGGUGACGAGCUGCCAGGAGCUGAACCAGACGGUGGAGGAGUGUGACGGAGCUCUCAGGGUCUUUUCCUUCCUGCUGCCGCACCGACCGGACAACAGCGAGGCCUGUAAUAGUGCAGAGGACGAGUCGCAGUGGGUCGAAGAACUCCUGAAUCUCCACACGGCCCGAGUCCGAGACGUGGAGAUCCUGACGGGCCUGGACCUCUACCGGUCUACCAACCUCACUUACACCAGCACCCUGAGCCUCAAAACCUACCUGCACACCUUCGAGAGUGACGACUAGACGCACAGAGAGACAGAAACACACACACACACACACACACACACACACACACACACACACACACACACACACACACAUAGGAUGUAGCCCUUUGUAGAAGUCCUGCAUUUUCACUGCAUGCUCGCUGGAUAGCCGGCGCAUCGUCGUUCCACUCCUGAGGAACUGCCCGAGAAGUGCUCGGAAAAAAGGAAACACAUUUUUGAAAAGUGAAAAAGAUUAAAAGAAUGGUUUGGGAAAGUUAGAGUUUGGAAGAUUACAGCAGGAAUAUUCAAUUCUAUCCCCCCCAAAAUCAGAGAAGGAAUGAGCUAGCACAGGAACGAUGCAGGAUGGGGGACUUUCUCGACAACUGCCACAGCACAUUUCAUAAACACAUUUUUCAUGCACAGAUUAUGGACCAUAUUUGGGUUUUAGCUCGGUAACCAUAAACAAUAUACUUUAUAUUCCUACUGUCUGUUCAUUGCAUGCUGCCGACUUUAAUCAUUUUAAUG